Penicillium maclennaniae is the source of this 1161-nucleotide messenger RNA. RefSeq lists its product as uncharacterized. Gene Ontology annotation, cellular component: nuclear chromosome. The record is from RefSeq and is a predicted model, not a curated record. Gene Ontology annotation, molecular function: ATP binding; DNA binding; DNA topoisomerase type II (double strand cut, ATP-hydrolyzing) activity. The coding region runs from base 1 to 1161 and encodes 386 amino acids. The transcript is spliced from 7 exons. NCBI's taxonomy places the organism in Eukaryota, Fungi, Ascomycota, Eurotiomycetes, Eurotiales, Aspergillaceae. Gene Ontology annotation, biological process: reciprocal meiotic recombination; meiotic DNA double-strand break processing; meiotic DNA double-strand break formation.
AUGGCUUUGAACACCGAUCCAUUGUGGACAGCAGCUGCAGGGCAAGAUGGACAAGCGCGUGUUCGCACCUAUAUUGACAACACUCUCACAGGCCUUGUUGAUCAGCUCUCUCUUCCCCCAACCGAAGCGCAGCCCUCCAUUAGGAUUCGAUGCAAAGCCACCCCAGCAAGUUGCACCAUCAAUCCAAGCACUGGGGCACUCGAGACGUUACCGAAUGUGGUGAUUUAUCGCACCUAUUCAUGGCCUGGGGCGACGGCGUACGAGUCGUGGAAAUUCACUGUCAUCAUUCGGAUGCUUGCGAUCAUUGAUCAGGCAGUGCGGAGCGGACAAUGGGUAUCAAAGAGGGAUAUUUACUAUAUGGAUCCCGCAUACUUCCGCUGCCAGGAGACGGUCGAUACAGUGAUAGAUGAGCUCGCUUACACAAUUGGAGUUGACCGCGGAGCAUUGAACGUUGAAGCCGCGGGGAAAGGCUUAAUAGCGGGGGCAUUUUCUUUAAAGCGUGAUUCACACCUUGUUCUCGAUGCUCGGUCUACUACGCAGGAUACAUUGGUGCCUCAGAUUCAAGAAAAUGAUGAGAUUGAUAUCUCGGCUACCCGUUGGGUACUUGUCAUUGAAAAGGAGGCGAUUUUCCAACGACUGGUGCGGAAUGAUUAUCACAACAAGGCAAUUGCUGGGCAGGGACUUCUCAUAACCGGCAAAGGAUACCCCGACAUCAGAACACGUAAGUUCAUCCGACACCUUUUCGAUGCAACGUGCAAUGACCGACGUCCGCCCCGAUUUUACGCCUUGGUGGACGGGGAUCCACAUGGGAUAGGAAUCAUGUCAACAUACAAAUAUGGCUCCUUGGCACACGUGCACGACAACGCAAGUCUCAGCAACCCGAAUUUGAAGUGGCUUGGCCUGAAGAUUUCAGACGCUAUUACUGCAUCACACGCCACGGGCAGUGAGGAAAUCCUCACUUUGACGGCCCGUGAUCGCAGGAAAAUCGUCGCUAUGCUUCGCAACAACCCGGUUUUGGCUAAUGAUGGGCCCGAGGCUGAGUGGCGCAUUGAGCUUCAACGGAUGCUUAUGCUAGACGUCAAGGCGGAGAUUGAAGUAAUGUACACACGGGAAGGUGGACUGGAGGCGUGGAUCGAUCGGAGAAUGUUUCGCCAGGAAUGA